This is a messenger RNA of Drechmeria coniospora, 648 nucleotides long. RefSeq names its product AP-3 complex subunit sigma. Gene Ontology annotation, biological process: protein transport; vesicle-mediated transport. Lineage: Eukaryota; Fungi; Ascomycota; Sordariomycetes; Hypocreales; Ophiocordycipitaceae. Gene Ontology annotation, cellular component: intracellular membrane-bounded organelle. Bases 1 to 648 code for a protein of 215 amino acids. The transcript is spliced from 2 exons. The record is from RefSeq and is a predicted model, not a curated record.
AUGACGCAGGACCCCCACUUCACAUUGGGCUCGCCUCCCACCUCCAGCCAUGCCGGACGAGCUUCUCCUCCAUCCUUCACCAUGAUCAACGCGUUUCUCGUGUUCAACGGUCAGGGCCAACCGCGCUUGACCAAGUUCUACACGCAGCUCGAAACGAGCAUCCAGCAGCGACUGAUAUCGGAAAUCUUCACCCUCGUCUCGAACCGACCCGAGGGCUCCUGCAACUUUCUGCCUCUUCCGCCGCUGCUGGCGGCGUCGGGAACGUCCCACACGUCCUCGAAUGAGGAAAACGACGUGCCGUCGCUCGUCACCUACCGCCACUACGCGACCCUCUUCUUCAUCAUCAUCUCGACGUCGACGGAAUCGCCCCUCGCCCUCAUCGACCUGAUACAAGUCUACGUCGAGUCCCUCGACAAGCUGUUCGAGAACGUUUGCGAACUCGACCUCAUUUUCAACUAUGAGACGCUCCACGCGACCUUGUCGGAGAUGAUCAUCGGCGGCGUCGUCAUCGAGACCAAGCUCGACCGCAUCGUCUCCGGCGUCAGGGCCCAAGGGACCGUGGCCAAGCGGCCCGUCAACGAGGGUCGCGGCACCGGUCUCGGCACCGGUCUCGGCAUGGGCGGUAACUUUGCCUGGGCCGGACGAUGA